Molecule: messenger RNA, 1899 nt
Organism: Parathielavia appendiculata
Lineage: Eukaryota; Fungi; Ascomycota; Sordariomycetes; Sordariales; Chaetomiaceae
Exons: 2
Coding region: 1-1899 (632 amino acids)
Biological process (GO): regulation of DNA-templated transcription
Molecular function (GO): DNA-binding transcription factor activity
Source: RefSeq, a predicted model, not a curated record
AUGGUAUCAGCAUUCCAGAUGCAGUCCUUCUACAGGUCACCAUUAACGGUCGACACCACAAACGCCCAGAAAUUCUUCGAGGAGGAGGACGCGAGCAUACUAGACGAAAACAUCCUUGAGCAGAGCGCACUUGACUCGGGUUUGGAGAUGUCGCCGCCCAUGUUGGAGAGCCGGAGGGACUCAUUUGCCGUCCCCCCAUCGCUCUUCUCACCAAAAACCGAGGAUUGGCACUCGGGGGAGAUGCAGUCGGUCCCGUCAAACAACCCCUUCUUCGACCAACACAGCAACAACCCUUUCCUGCGGAUGGAUCAGAGCCAGCAAGCGGCAUAUCAGAGCCACGCAUGGCCCAUGACCAGCUCUGGGUCCGCAACUCCCCAGCUUCAGGCCUUCGACGGCCUGCCUGUAGAGUACGACUCAACCAACCACGCCAUGUUCCACCGGCAACCCACCAUGCAGACUCCCACACCUUUCGCCGCGCCUCCCAAUCCCGUCACCAUGUUCCAGCAGAUUGGCCAUGCCGCUCCCUCGUCAAUCCCCACCUCACCCCAAAAGGAUGCCUGGAUGGCUCGAGAUCCCAAAGCGCAAGCCAUGAAAAGGCCGCAUCCCGGCAGCCCCCUGAUCCGGUCGCACAAUGAGCUCAGGCGGGGUGACGGCAUCCGCAAGAAGAAUGCCCGCUUCGAGAUCCCUGCCGAGCGCAACCUCAGCAAUAUCGACCAGCUGAUCGCCCUGUCCACGGACGAGCAGGAGAUCAAGGAGCUCAAGCAACAGAAGCGCCUGCUGCGCAACAGACAAGCCGCCCUUGACUCGAGACAGCGCAAGAAGCAGCACACUGAACGGCUCGAGGAUGAGAAGAAGCAGUUCACCGAGAUCAUCGGCAACCUGGAAGACACCAUCGCCAGGAUGGAGAGAGAGAUGCAGAAACUCGUCCUCGAGAAGCAGAACUGCGAGUCGUACAUUCACGAUCUCGAGAGGAAGCAGGAAGACAUAAUCAGCAGGCACACCAUCGAGACAGGCGAGCUGCGGAAGAAGAUCAGCGUCCUGACCAACGAAGUGCAGUCCAUGGGCCGUGCCGCCACCACCGCGCCGGGUUUUCCCGGUGCUUUUAGCGAGAUGGACGGCAUCGCCAUGGACUGCUCCUGGGAUAACAUGCCGAUGUUCGGCGACUUCCCCAUGGAGCAGCCCACUCCCCAGGUCAAGCAGGAGCUGCAGAUCGUUCCCACGGCCAAGAAGUCCGAGGGUGUCGCUCUGCCGACCGCCGACUCCGAGAAGCCUGCCCAACAAGGCGGAUUCCUCUUCAUGCUCUUCCUCGUCGGCGCUUUUGUGCUCUCCAGCCGGUCGUCGACGCCCAGCAUCCCGCGCGUCUCGGAGGAUGUCCGCGCCGCGUCCGCGACUCUCCUGGAGAACGUGCUCAAGGAUGCCGGCGUUUCGCAGGGUCCCUCGGGCCUCCAGGCCCUGGCUUCCCAGCCCUCGGGCACCGCUCACUGGGCCCAGGCGUCUCAGCCGCCUCUGUCCAUGGCCGCGCCGAUGGUCGACAACGUCGCCCCGUCGGUGUUGGGUAAGAUGGCGGACGCCCUGACGCAGCCGACCGAGCAACAGACCAACGAGCAGAUCUUCUCGCUGUCAGCCGCGCAGUAUAAUGACCUGACCUCGCAAGAUUUCCUCCAGGCUCCUCCCCCGGCCGAAAGGUCGAUGAGCCAAGGGAGACGCAAUCUCGCCGAGGCCCUGGCCAGCAUGCGCAGCUCGACCAAGCAGCAGUCUGCCGCCGAGGUCUACACCCGAUCGCUGCUUUGGGACCAGAUCCCGAGCGACGUCGUCCGGACCUUUGCCAGGAUGGUCGCGGAGAGUAACAACGCCGCGACCGUCGUCGGCGAGGACAAGGCGUCGUCGUCCUGUGCUUAA